Condylura cristata (star-nosed mole) is the source of this 4874-nucleotide messenger RNA. It is a transcript of the gene ARID4A, whose product is annotated as AT rich interactive domain 4A (RBP1-like). Gene Ontology annotation, biological process: regulation of transcription by RNA polymerase II. Gene Ontology annotation, cellular component: nucleus. Gene Ontology annotation, molecular function: transcription cis-regulatory region binding. The transcript has 24 exons. Bases 170 to 3952 code for a protein of 1260 amino acids. The record is from RefSeq and is a predicted model, not a curated record. Lineage: Eukaryota; Metazoa; Chordata; Mammalia; Eulipotyphla; Talpidae.
AGUGGGGAACCGGGCGCAGGAACUGCCGCGGCGACCGGGAGUGGUGCUGCCCGGACGGGGGCCCACGGGGGUCAGUGGGGGCGCAGGACUCGGGAGCUGACAGCGCACACUUCACCCGCAGUUGAGAAGAGAGCUCGUUGAGCUGGAACCCCACAGAUCACCAGUAAAAAUGAAGGCGGCUGAUGAGCCUGCCUACCUGACAGUGGGAACUGAUGUCAGUGCCAAGUACCGAGGUGCCUUCUGUGAGGCAAAAAUUAAGACUGUAAAAAGGCUGGUAAAAGUAAAGGUACUCCUGAAACAGGAUAAUACUACACAAUUGGUGCAAGAUGACCAAGUGAAAGGUCCUUUAAGAGUUGGAGCUAUUGUUGAAACAAGGACAUCUGAUGGAUCCUUUCAGGAAGCUAUUAUCAGCAAAUUGACAGAUGCUAGUUGGUAUACUGUAGUGUUUGAUGAUGGUGAUGAGAGAACAUUGAGGCGCACUUCACUCUGCCUGAAAGGAGAAAGGCAUUUUGCUGAGAGCGAGACACUUGAUCAACUUCCAUUAACAAAUCCAGAGCAUUUUGGAACACCAGUAAUUGCAAAGAAGACAAACAGAGGAAGGAGGUCCUCUCUUCCAAUUACUGAAGAUGAAAAGGAAGAAGAGAGUAGUGAAGAGGAAGAUGAAGAUAAGCGACGUCUCAAUGAUGAAUUAUUAGGAAAAGUUGUAAGUGUGGUGUCUACAUCUGAGAAGACUGAAUGGUAUCCUGCUUUGGUUAUUUCUCCCAGCUGUAAUGAUGAUGUCACAGUGAAAAAAGACCAAUGUCUAGUUCGAUCAUUUGUUGAUUCGAAAUUUUACUCUAUAGCAAGAAAGGAUAUCAAGGAAGUAGACAUUCUCAAUCUACCAGAAUCGGAACUCUCUGAUAAACCAGGACUACAGAAAGCAAGCAUUUUCUUAAAAACUAGAGUUGUUCCUGAUAAUUGGAAAAUGGAUAUAAGUGAAAUUCUUGAAUCAUCCAGUAGUGAUGAAGAAGAUGGCCCGGCUGAAGAAAAUGAGGAAGAGAAGGAAAAGGAGGCCAAAAAGGAAGAAGAAGAAGUGCCUGAGGAAGAACUCGAUCCUGAAGAGAGGGACAACUUCCUCCAACAGCUCUAUAAGUUUAUGGAAGACAGAGGUACUCCAAUCAACAAACCACCUGUUUUGGGCUAUAAAGAUCUCAAUCUCUUCAAACUCUUUAGACUGGUUUAUCAUCAAGGUGGAUGUGACAAUAUUGAUAGUGGUGCUGUAUGGAAGCAAAUUUAUAUGGACCUUGGCAUUCCUAUUUUGAAUUCUGCUGCUUCCUACAAUGUAAAAACUGCUUAUAGAAAGUAUCUCUAUGGUUUUGAGGAGUAUUGCCGUUCUGCAAAUAUUCAAUUCAGAACUGUUCAUCACCAUGAACCAAAAGUAAAAGAGGAACAAAAAGACUUAGAAGAAUCAAUGGAAGAAACUCUAACAGUAGAUCAAGAAAUGCCUUUAGUAGAAGUGAAGAGUGAACCUGAAGAAAAUAUUGAUUCAAACAGUGAAAGUGACAGAGAAGAAAUAGAAUUAAAAUCACCAAGGGGAAGAAGGAAAAUUGCUCGAGAUGCAAAUUCUAUUAAAAAGGAAAUUGAAGACGAGAAAACAGAAGACAGAUUAAAAGAUAAUGAUACAGAAAAUAAGGAUGUAGAUGAUGACUAUGAAAGUGCAGAGAAAAAAGAAAAUGAGCUACUACUGGGAAGGAAAAAUACACCAAAGCAAAAGGAGAAGAAAAUGAAAAAGCAGGAGGAUUCUGACAAAGACUCAGAUGAAGAGGAAGAGAAAAGCCAAGAGAGGGAAGAAACUGAAAGCAAAUGUGACUCUGAAGGGGAGGAAGAUGAGGAAGACAUGGAACCUUGCCUAACAGGAACCAAAGUGAAAGUAAAAUAUGGACGAGGGAAAACGCAGAAAAUCUAUGAAGCCAGUAUUAAAAGCACUGAAAUUGAUGAUGGAGAAGUUCUAUAUUUGGUACAUUAUUAUGGAUGGAAUGUCAGGUAUGAUGAAUGGGUGAAGGCUGACAGGAUAAUAUGGCCUUUGGACAAAGGUGGACCAAAGAAAAAACAGAAGAAAAAAGUGAAAAAUAAAGAAGACAGUGAAAAGGAUGAAAAGAGAGAUGAGGAGAGACAGAAGUCAAAACGGGGACGACCUCCUUUAAAAUCUACCCUUUCAUCGAACAUGCUAUAUGCUUUGUCUAAGACUCCAAACAGUGAAGGAAAAUCAGACUCUUGUUCAUCUGAUAGUGAGACAGAAGACCUUUUGGAAAAGAAUUUAAUGAAUGAAGAACUUUCUCCUGAGAUUAAAGAAGAACUAGAAAAAAAUGAAAAUUUAAAUGAUGAUAAACUAGUUGAAGAAAAUCCAAAGAUUACUACACAUAUAUUAAAAGAAAAUGAUAGGACUCAAAUGCAGCCUUUAGAAACCUUGAAGUUAGAAGUUGGAGAGAAUGAACAAAUAGUACAAAUUUUUGGGAACAAAGUGGAACAAGUAGAAGAAGUUAAGAAAGAGGCAGAAAAAUCUCCCAAAGGAAAGGGAAGACGAAGCAAGACAAAAGAUCUUCCUUUAGAAAUUAUAAAGAUUUCAUCACUUAGCAGCCAAGAUGAAGCAGGAAAUGAACCACAUACAGAAGCUCAGAGUCUAGAAUUAUCUUCAUUAGACAGUAAAAGCUUUUCUUCUACUACUGAAGAUGAAAUUGAUCAGUGUGCAAAAGAAAAAAAGAUGAAACGGAAAAUACUAGGACAAUCAUCACCAGAGAAAAAAAUAAGAAUUGAAAAUGGAAUGGAAAUAACAAAUAGUGCAUCCCAAGAAAGGACUGGUGAUUGUGUUGCACCUGUGGGAACUAAAAACUUAAAUUUUGAACAACACUUUGAAAUAGAAAAUGAAGGAAUGCCGUCAUUAACAGCUGAGUCAAACCAAUGCACUCAAGAGUUAACUAGUGAAAAAUUUGAGAGUCCAGUAGAAGAAACAAUAAAUACUCCACUGAAAGAGGAAGAGGAUGCAAUGCCUCUGAUUGGACCCGAAACCUUGGUUUGCCAUGAAGUCGAUUUGGAUGAUUUGGAUGAAAAGGAUAAGACCAGUAUUGAAGAUGUAGUGGUUGAAAGUUCUGAGUCCAACUCUCUUGUUUCUAUUCCAUCUGCACUACCUUCUGCAGUACAGCAUAACUUUUCAGUAGCUUCACCACUUACUCUCAGUCAAGAUGAGUCUCGAAGUAUAAAAAGCGAGAGUGACAUAACCAUUGAAGUGGAUAGUAUAGCUGAAGAAUCACAAGAAGGUCUCUGUGAGAGGGAAUCAGCAAACGGGUUUGAAGCCAACGUUGCCUCUGGUACCUGUAGCAUAACUGUUCAAGAGAGAGAGAGCAGAGAAAAGGGUCAGAAAAGACCCGGUGAUGGAAAUAGUGGAUUACUGGCAAAAAAGCAAAAGCGUGCCCCAAAGCGAACAAGUGCUGUUGCCAAAAAUGAAAAAAAUGGGACAGGACAAAGCAGUGAUAGUGAAGAUCUUCCUGUUCUUGACAGUUCAAGUAAAUGUACACCAGUAAAGCAUCUUAGUGUAUCUAAGCCACAGAAACUUGUACGAUCUCCUGCAAGAAUAUCUCCUCACAUCAAAGAUGGAGAAAAAGAAAAACACAGAGAAAAACAUCCAAAUUCAUCUCCUCGGACAUAUAAAUGGAGCUUUCAACUCAAUGAAUUAGAAAAUAUGAACAGUACAGAGAGAAUCUCUUUUCUCCAAGAAAAACUACAGGAAAUCCGGAAAUAUUACAUGUCUCUGAAGUCUGAAGUUGCAACCAUCGACAGGAGGCGGAAAAGAUUAAAAAAGAAAGACAGAGAAGUGUCUCAUGCAGGAGCCUCCAUGUCAUCUGCUUCGUCAGACACUGGAAUGAGUCCCUCAUCUUCAUCUCCACCACAAAAUGUACUUGCUGUAGAAUGCAGGUGAUAAAUAUUUUCUCUGCCUCCCCAGCAGUUUGCUGCCAUGGACAUAAAUCCCCAAACCCUGAAAUACAACCACAGAAAAGCACUCAACUGGUCUGACAUUGCUAAGUAUAUCCUGAAUACUUUUCCAAGCUGGAUUGUAUCUACUCCCAUUUCUUUUUUUUCUGUUGCAAAAAAUAAGCUGAUUAAUAAUUGAAGGUUAGGCAACCUGCCAUAUUUGUCAUAAUUUUUCCUCUCUAAUUUUUUUUUUUCAUUUUUGUGAAGAUAGAAAAAGGGCACUUAGCAAAUUUGUAUUUGUAUAAUAAAGCUUUCAGGUAUUAUAGGAAUCAUAGACAAGCAAGUGCACAUGAUAAACAUCAAAAUAUUAUUCAGCUGAAUAGUUACUGCUGCACUUUCACUAAGAUGUAUUUGAACACUUGGUGAGUAGGGGGUUUAUGUUGUGUUUUUUUUUUUUUCUUAUUAUUGUUAGGUUGGGUGUUUUUUUGUUUUUGUUUUUGUUUUUUUCUUGUGGAAGCACUUGCUAUUUAGAACUGCCAAAGUAUAUGUUCAGCAGUGUGCCCAGGUUUAAAGGUGUAAAUGGGACAAAAUAAAUUGUGAAAGGAAGUGUAGUUGACUGAAAACUACAGUUGUAAUAAGUCUUCCACUUUUUAUAGGAUUUUUGAGCACACAAUUAUGCAAAUAUUUUAAUGUUUAUUAAUGUUUACAGUGGAAUUGUGAAUAAGUUUUCAGUGGACUAUCUUAUCCCUUGACAAAAAUAUUUUGUCUUUUUUCUAUGUAAUUUCAGAGUUUUUAUUUUGUUACAAAAAGACAAAAAUGAAAUAUAUAACAACAAUGAAGUUAUUUAACAAGAUUUCUAAAGCUGAAAAUUUUGUGUAAAAUAAGGUAUUAUCUUGCAACUUGUUAAAUAUAUUUAUUCAGACAUUGGA